UUUUAUCAAUUUUCUUAAAAAAUCUAUUUGUAAAACAAAAGCAAACAUCAACGCCACAACACCAGAGAAGACCAUUGUUCCGCCAUUUGUUUUCUUCUAUCGUCUUCUUCUAUGUUCCUGUAACCGCACUGAAAUCGACCUCUCUCUCUCUCACAAAAACAUGGCUACAUGCACUUGCGCGCUCACGGUUUUCAUUGAAAACGCUUCUUCGGCUUGAAUAUGGAAGCUCGCCGGCUCGCCGUUAUCCGCUCCCACAUCUGCCCAGUCGGGCCGGGCUUCACCGCGACCCGAAUCGUGCACGUUUCCGAUUCGGGUUGCGCCUCAGAUUCUGGUGAAGAUCGGGAGAAGAAUCCGCUGAGAGAAUGCGUCUUCUGCAAGAUUAUUCGCGGUGAAUCACCCGCUUUCAAGCUUUACGAAGAUGACACUUGCUUGUGUAUAUUGGAUACGAAUCCGCUGAGUCGUGGGCAUUCUCUUAUAAUACCAAAAUCUCAUUAUUCGUCACUGGAAACAACCCCUCCAUCUGUGAUUGCUGCAAUGUGUUCAAAAGUGCCUUUUAUAAGCACUGCAAUUGUGAAAGCCACUGAUUCUGAUUCGUUCAACUUGUUGGUUAACAAUGGUUCAUCUGCUGGCCAAGUUAUAUUUCAUACCCAUAUUCAUAUAAUUCCUCGCAAGGCCCGUGAUUGCCUAUGGGCAUCUGAGAGUUUGCGGAGGCAUCCCCUGCAAUUAGACGGAGAAGCAUCUAGACUUGCAAAUCGUGUUCGAGAGCAGCUGUCAUUGUCGUUGUCGUCCAACGCUAAAGAAAGCGAAGGUGAAGAAGCUUCUAGUCUUGUCAGAAAUUAGUGCGUCGUUCAUCUCAUGUUGUUGUAAUCUUCUAGUUUAGAACUUUUGUGCUUUGUGAAUAUUUAUUUUAUUCUUUCAAAUGCCUGAGAGUCAAAAGACUCAAAACCAACACAAAUUCCCUGCUUCUAUAUAUCUCUUAUUUCCUUCUUUUCUCACAGUUUUGUUUACCACCAACAACAAAGAUUAGCACUACUUAUUUGAUACAGUCACACCUUUGUAUGAGAUCCUCACAUUAGCCACUGAU
Morus notabilis is the source of this 1084-nucleotide messenger RNA. RefSeq names its product adenylylsulfatase HINT3. The transcript is spliced from 7 exons. Gene Ontology annotation, biological process: sulfur compound metabolic process; purine ribonucleotide metabolic process. Bases 220 to 840 code for a protein of 206 amino acids. NCBI's taxonomy places the organism in Eukaryota, Viridiplantae, Streptophyta, Magnoliopsida, Rosales, Moraceae. The record is from RefSeq and is a predicted model, not a curated record. Gene Ontology annotation, molecular function: adenylylsulfatase activity.